AUGGCAGAAGCGAGAGUUAUACGACGUUCAAAAAAUGACGUUCAAACAGAACUUUCAUCGUAUAAUGAACUAACUCAAGAUUCAACAACUGUCGAUAAACGAAAAGCUCAAUAUAAAACGUUAGUAGAGAAUUAUUAUAGUUUAACAACAGAUGGUUAUGAAUAUGCAUGGGGUAAAAGUUUUCAUUGUGCCAAUCGAUUUCGUGGUGAAACAUUCGCAGAAUCAAUUCAACGACAUGAGU
Messenger RNA from Rotaria sp. Silwood2, 241 nucleotides. The record is from the annotation of a GenBank genome assembly. NCBI's taxonomy places the organism in Eukaryota, Metazoa, Rotifera, Eurotatoria, Philodinida, Philodinidae.